AGCCUCUUACUACCAGAUGAAGCACAAACCACCAUGUCUGACAACUGUCUGGGACCAAACCCUGAACACAAGCUUAUGUUCUAAGGUGUGGGUCAUAUGCUGUUGUAAAGGCAUCUGGAGCAAUGCCACCACCUUUGGACAUUGUGAAAGUGGCUGUUGAGUGGCCAGGUGCCAAUGCCCAGCUGCUGGAAAUAGAUCAGAAAAGGCCUCUUGCAUCCAUCAUCAAGGAGGUUUGUGAUGGGUGGUCAUUGCCAAACCCGGAAUACUACACCCUGCGGUAUGCUGAUGGUCCUCAGCUGUACAUCACAGAGCAGACUCGCUGUGACAUCAAGAAUGGAACUAUCCUACAGCUGGCAGUCUCCCCGUCUAGGGCAGCUCGCCAGCUGAUGGACAGGAUCCAGUCACAUAGUGUGGAAGCCCGACUGGAUGCCAUGAAGGAACUGGCUAAACUUUCAGCUGAUGUGACCUUUGCCACAGAGUUCAUCAACAUGGAAGGGAUUACAGUGCUGACACGACUUGUGGAGAGCGGGACCAAGCUUCUAUCCCAUUACAGUGAGAUGCUGGCUUUCACCCUGACUGCCUUCUUGGAGCUCAUGGACCAUGGUAUUGUCUCCUGGGACAUGGUCUCAAUCACCUUCAUCAAACAGAUUGCAGGGUAUGUGAGUCAGCCUAUGGUAGAUGUCUCCAUUCUCCAGCGAUCCCUAGCCAUUCUUGAAAGCAUGGUGCUAAACAGUCAGACUCUGUAUCAGAAGAUAGCAGAAGAGAUCACUGUGGGGCAGCUCAUUUCUCAUCUGCAAGUCUCAAACCAAGAGAUUCAGACAUAUGCCAUUGCCCUGAUCAAUGCCCUGUUCCUGAAGGCUCCUGAGGACAAGAGACAGGACAAGCUGCUUAACCCACUAGACCUGCCCAUCACUGAAAUGGCUAAUGCAUUUGCCCAGAAGCACCUGAGGUCUAUAAUCCUGAAUCAUGUGAUCAGAGGAAACCGUCCAAUUAAAACAGAAAUGGCACAUCAGCUGUAUGUGCUGCAGGUCCUGACCUUUAAUCUCCUGGAAGAGAGAAUGAUGACCAAGAUGGAUCCCAAUGACCAGGCACAGAGAGACAUCAUUUUUGAGUUGAGAAGAAUUGCAUUUGACGCAGAGUCUGACAGUAACACCGUCCCUGGCAGUGGAACAGAAAAACGCAAAGCCAUGUACACCAAGGACUACAAGAUGCUGGGAUUCACUAAUCACAUCAACCCAGCCAUGGAUUUUACUCAGACUCCUCCAGGGAUGCUGGCAUUGGACAACAUGCUCUACUUGGCCAAAUUUCAUCAGGACACCUACAUCAGGAUUGUUCUGGAGAACAGCAGUCGAGAAGAUAAGCAUGAAUGUCCCUUUGGGCGCAGUGCCAUUGAGCUUACCAGGAUGCUUUGUGAGAUCUUGCAAGUUGGGGAACUCCCCAAUGAAGGCCGGAAUGACUAUCAUCCCAUGUUUUUCACCCAUGACCGUGCAUUUGAGGAGCUAUUUGCCAUCUGCAUCCAGCUGUUGAACAAGACCUGGAAAGAAAUGAGGGCGACAGCAGAAGAUUUUAAUAAGGUUAUGCAGGUUGUGAGGGAACAGAUUACACGGGCUCUCCCCUCUAAACCAAACUCCUUGGACCAGUUCAAGAGCAAACUGCGCAGUCUGAGCUAUUCUGAGAUUCUGCGCCUACGCCAGUCUGAGAGAAUGAGCCAAGAUGACUUCCAGUCACCACCUAUUGUGGAGCUGAGGGAGAAAAUCCAACCUGAGAUCCUGGAGCUGAUAAAGCAACAGCGCCUGAACAGGCUUUGUGAGGGAAGUAGCUUUCGCAAAAUUGGAAAUCGCAGAAGACAAGAAAGAUUUUGGUAUUGUCGCCUGGCUCUGAAUCACAAAGUGCUACAUUAUGGAGAUCUGGAAGAUAAUGCCCAGGGGGAAGUGACCUUUGAAUCUCUACAGGAAAAAAUUCCAGUUGCAGAUAUCAAAGCCAUUGUCACAGGGAAGGAUUGUCCACACAUGAAGGAGAAAAGUGCACUGAAACAGAACAAGGAAGUGUUAGAAUUGGCCUUCUCGAUAUUAUAUGAUCCUGAUGAGACCUUGAACUUCAUUGCACCUAAUAAAUAUGAGUACUGUAUCUGGAUUGAUGGGCUCAAUGCUCUCUUGGGCAAGGACAUGUCCAGCGAGCUGACUAAAAGUGACCUGGACACGUUGCUGAGCAUGGAAAUGAAGCUGAGGCUCCUGGACUUGGAGAACAUCCAGAUCCCCGAGGCGCCGCCGCCCAUCCCCAAGGAGCCAAGC
Nestor notabilis (Kea) is the source of this 2291-nucleotide messenger RNA. It is a transcript of the gene ELMO2, whose product is annotated as engulfment and cell motility 2. The transcript is spliced from 22 exons. The annotation marks the transcript as partial. Lineage: Eukaryota; Metazoa; Chordata; Aves; Psittaciformes; Psittacidae. The record is from RefSeq and is a predicted model, not a curated record. Gene Ontology annotation, biological process: actin filament organization; cell motility.